AACGUCAAAUAUUGCUCAUCCAUCACAAAAAUGGCUGCUCUCAGAGUGUUCAGCCGUAAUUUACCGUAUUUACGACAACAAUUUUCCGCAUUAUUGGGAAACACGUCACCGUCAGUGAAAUUCAUAUGUGUAGUUGUGAUAAUAGGGUACAUUUUGUCAUUUUCUGACGAUGUAAUAGACGUUCUCAGUGUAACUCCAGGGUAUUUGUUGCCACCUUCUUUUCAACUGUGGUCCACUUUCACGUUCUGGUUUCUUGAAAUACAUUUGUGGGAGGUGGUCAUCGAUAUUGUGACAGUAGGCCUGUGUGGGAAAUUGAUCGAGCCACUAUGGGGUCAAAAAGAGAUGAUGAAGUUUUUCUUUUUGACGAACGUAGGUGUUGCGUUCCUGACUACGUUCUAUUAUUUGGUGAUUUUCGCUUGCACUGGGCAGGCGUCGUACCUGUUCGAUAUUCACGUGCACGGGCUGGCCGGAUACUUGGCCGCGGUCAGCGUCGCCGUGAAGCAGAUUAUGCCAGAUCACUUGUUGAUAAAAACACCCUUAGGUAAACUCACAAACAGAUCACUGCCUUUGCUGCUCCUAAUCGUGGCAAUAAUCCUGUGGGCGGUGGGGGCGCUGGAAGGCACCUACCCGUGCAUGUGGGGGAGCGGAACCAUCCUGUCAUGGAUGUACCUCAGGUUCUGGCAGAAGCACAGUAGUGGCACCAGGGGAGAUAUGGCAGAAAACUUUAGUUUUGACAAUUUCUUCCCAACGGUGCUACAACCGGUCGUGCGGGGCAUCUUGGGCCCGCCGCACCGCUGCCUCGUGCGGAUGGGGCUGUGCACGCAGACGCCGCGGCGAGUGCACCUCGCGCUGAGUCCCCGGGGAGUUAGUAUUACCAUGCCGGGAGUGGAGCCGCAAGAUAUGGAGAGGAGAAGACAAAUUGCACUCAAAGCAUUGAGCGAGAGAUUGUCGAAGACGUCCGAGCAGACGAGACAAAAGAACUUGUCAACAAAAGUGAAUAUGGAGACUGUGCGUAAAAUGCAGCAGUCGCACGUGAUUCCUCAGUUCUCGUCUGAAGCGGCCGCGCAAACGCCGCCAGCGCCCGCGGAAGCGACCCUUGUAGAUCUCAGUACUGACCCCGCGGUGCCGGCCAAACAGUCAUGAUCCACGCAGAUACUAACCUAGGAUAAGACUAUUCACUGAACUAACGAUUGUUCGCGCUCGCGUCAGAUUACCGCUGUCACAUUAGGACGCAGGUGCGUUCAGAAUCCGUUUACUACGCAGGUUAGUAGCGUGACACACCAUUAUGUUUCAAGCAGUCUUCGCCAGACUGUCAUGUUAUGAAUAUCAUCUUAUUUGUUUGCAGUAUAGCUUGUCUUUUGGCGCGUAAUAAAGUUAUUCGCGACAUUGUUUUCCCGCGCCGCUACACCGCGAAAGCUGUUUUAAUAUGCAGUCCAGUCACGCGACUAAGUGCGAGUGCCGCGCUUAAAGUCGCGCGCCUGCACCUAAUGUGAAAGCGCUUUAAACAACUGACAAUUCCUAAAGUUGAGAUUUUGUCACAGUGGUUUUACUUGAAAUGCCACAAAAAAACCACUGUUACAAAAUAGUCGCAGAAGCCACUGCGAUUCAUCCGAAUUCUAAACGAAUACAGAUAAUGAUGCUGCCCGAACUGCUAAGGCUGUGUUUAGUAGUAUUUGAAGGUCCAAGUCGAACCACAGUCGAUCUUUUUGUGUUGAUUAUGGUAUACUUGAUGGGAAAUCAGACGUUACCGUUGAACAGCAAAAAUAAUUCUUAUUGAGCAAGGAAUAAGUCCAAUGCCAAGGUCAAUAUGUUACUAAUGAUUGCCGUUGAGUUUACCUUUUAUGCUCAGUAAAAUGAUUUGAUGUGUACUUUUUUGUCAUUGCCACACACCAACUUCUGUGGGUGUGAUGGCAGAAAUGGAUAAAGCUCAUUUACUGUAUUACACACAUACAUAAUAUUAAGUGGAGCCUGAGUGUCGGGCUUCGUCGUUAAAAUUUGAAAUUUCCAAUUGGUUAAGUUAUAAAUAUCCCCAAAGAAACUGUUUGUCCAAAUAAUUUGUAGUAUUUUUUCUUUCUCUUCGUAUUUUUUUGUAAUAUUAUUUAUGUUCACACUGUACAGCAGCAUUUCUUCAGACACUGAAUUUAUACGACUAGUAUUUUGUUUUAUAUUGUAAUGUUAUGUAAGUAUGGUUCAUGUUUGUGUGGUGUCAAAAAGCGAAAUAUUUUUUGCAGAUUUUAAUGCAUUUGUUAAUGGUGUCAAGAUGGGAGAAUGGAUGGAGUGAGACAUUGUAAAUAUUAUUGAUAUUGAUUAGUGAUAUUAAAAAUACCCAAUUACUUAUUACA
Molecule: messenger RNA, 2342 nt
Organism: Ostrinia furnacalis (Asian corn borer)
Lineage: Eukaryota; Metazoa; Arthropoda; Insecta; Lepidoptera; Crambidae
Product: transmembrane protein 115
Exons: 4
Coding region: 31-1143 (370 amino acids)
Biological process (GO): retrograde vesicle-mediated transport, Golgi to endoplasmic reticulum
Cellular component (GO): membrane; Golgi apparatus
Source: RefSeq, a predicted model, not a curated record